UUCAGUUGUGCAUUGUUUGGCGCCGACGACACUACACACAACGCGGUACGCAGCGCUGUACGCAAGCCAACGACGUAUCGGGAACGUAACGUAACAGCAACGUAACGGCACGCGAAACGUAACGGAAACGCAGCGUGUCGUGAAAUUCGUGGCCGCAUUUUGUGAGUUAUUAAAAUGCGAUAAAAGCCAGUGAAUCGUUGCCGUUGCAUUUUAAAGUAAUGCAAGUGUAAACUUCAACAAAAUCAACACCACAAAAGUGAAUAACGAAAAUACGCUUAAAAAAAAUAAAGAAGAGAAAAACGUUAAAAAUCGAAAUCGCCGCUAACGAAAUCAAAGUCAAUAACUGAAAAAGAUAAAUCGAAAGAGUUAAGCCUUAUUGACGAUGCUAACCUGCGUGUGUCGGCCCGUGUCGGGCAAUCUGCCCAAAAUGCCGCCCGCCUCACUGAUGCCCGCCUCGAGAGCGUCACUCAACCGUAGCAGCGGGGGCAACGGCAGCGGGGGCAGCGGGAGCGCCACCGGUUCCCAUAGUCCCACACGAGUGGUGACAUCCGAACCCAAGCUGAACGUGCCCAGCAGGCUGACGUCAGCCGAACUGAGGGCGAUGGCACUGCGACAGCAGCAGCAAAUCGACAGCCAGCACCAGCUGCUGGCCACAAAGGAACAACGGCUGCGCUUCCUCAAAUCGCAGGAGGUGCGCAGUGCGGUGGCCAGCGCCGAGGGUGAACGGCUGCGCCGACUGAGGGAGCGUGUCGAGGCGCAGGAGUCCAAACUGCGACGCUUACGCGCGCUGCGGGGUCAAGUGGAUCUGCAGAAGACCUACAAUGUAACGCUGAGCAAUGACUUGGACUCGAUUCGUGCUCUGUUCAGUGAAAAGGAGAAGGAGCUUAGCCUGGCGGUGGCCAAGGUGGAGGCGCUCACCCGCCAACUGGAGGAGCUGCGACGUGACAGACGAUGUCCGGUCAAUUUGUUGGCCGCAACGGGACAAGCGGGCGCGACUCAAGCGUUGCCGCCGCAGGCAUCACGGGAACUGGAGAAGCUGAGGCGUGAAUUAAUGUAUCGCAAUCAGUUAUCCUUGCAACAAGAUGCACGCUUACACAUGCAACGCGAGGCACUGCAGCAACGGCAGGCGGAGCUGCGUUCGGUGGAUCAGCGCAUUUAUGAAUUGCAGACACGUCUGCAGCGCAAGAAGCAGGCAAACACACACCACCAACAGCAGCAGCAGCAGCAGCAGCAGCAACAGCAACAACAGCAGCAGCAGCAACAACAACAGCAGCAGCAUCAGCAAAAGCAGCAACAGCAGCAACAGUUGCACGUACAAUCAGCUCAGUUGCUGGCAGCAACAGCUGCUGCCGCCCAGCAACAACAGCAGCAGCAGCAGCAGCAACGCAAGUCCGCGCCGCCCGCCUCCAACCUGUCGAAACAUGGCGGCGUCGCUGCCUUGAAGCAGCAACUGUUGCAGAAGCAGGUCAAUCAGCUGGCAGCGGCGGCUGCUGCUGCUGCCGCUGGACGGGCCGCGGAACGUUCAAUUGUGCGCGGCAGCAGCGGCGUCAACGUUGCCGCCGUCGAGCCCUUCAUACACACGCCACAGAAGUCAACGAUAACGUCGACGGCCAGCUAUCUGAGUGCGGGCAAUAUGCUGAAACAUGCGGCAGCAACGGCCAACACCAAUCAGCAGAAUCAGCUCAUCCAGGAUCUGAGCCACAGCAGUCACGUGAAACUGGCCCCAGGACAGAGUUACUAUCCCAGUGGCAGCAAUGCAACGCCAGCAAGUAGCAGCGAGAGCGACGAGUCCAAGUUGGCCAAGAAGCUGCUCACAGCAGCUGCUGCUGCUGCUGCUGCUGCGGCGGCGGCGACGGCAACGACAACAACACCUGUCUCCAAAACCAAAUCGGAUGCGGAGCAACUGCGCAAGCAGGCGCAAACAGAGGCCAUGGAUAGCACCACACACAUUUAUGCCGAGGUGGGACCCAAAAAGCGGGACAGAGAAGCGGCUGCAGCAGCAGCAGCAGCAGCGGCAGCGGCAGCAGCAGCUGCGGCAGCGGCAACUGUUGCUGAAACCACUACAACAACAGCAACAACAGCUGCAGCAACAGCAUCGAUAGCAACCACCUCGCCCGCAGCAGCUGCCAGCAAAAUACCCAAAUGCAUAUCCAUCACCAGCAGCAGCAGCAGCAGCAGUUCUGCGACGGCUCUCAUCAACAAGCUCAACCAGCAGGUCGUCAAGGACACACAGGAGUCCGCGAAGAAGAAUGAGAUUGCGGUGACAAGCGAGACGCUAUCGGAGCGCAAUACGCAACAGCAGCUAACUGUGCACAGCAUGCCACUCGGGGCAGUUAGCAAAUCUGUAGCCAUUGCCGUAUCCAAUUUGGCAGUCAGCAAGCAACAAGUAGCAGUGCCUCCACGAAAGCCGAUCAGCAGCGUGGCGCCCACUUCAAUGAGCAACAGCAACAGCAGCAGCAGCAACAACAGCAGCAGCAGCGGCAGCGCCAUACCCAAAAUGAUAACAUACAGCCCAAAAGUGAAUCGUGUGGCGCCCAAUGUGAUCAACGCUGCUGAUCCGAGACCCGCACUGCCGCCCAAGCCGAGCAAAAUGUCGCCAACAGAGAGCGAAAACAGCAGCAGCAGCUGCGCAACAGCAACAACAACCGUUGCAACUUCAACGACGGCCACUUUUGGCCUGCAAUCGCUAAACAUCAACGACAACUUGCCCAUCAAGGCCAAACCGCUGACAAUACGCAAGCAGCCCAUCUUUGAGCAGCCGCCGCGUUUGAAGGCAACGCCAAGUGUCUCCCUCUCCAAGCCUGGCCCACAGCAGCAACAGCAACAACAGCAGCAACAGUUGCCACGCAAGUCGGAGGCACCGAAACAAGCUGAGACAAGAAACGAUUCACCGCAGCACUCGCCCACCACUAAUUCACAGAGUGGCUCCAGUGUGGAUGAGCCAGAUCGCAUCAGCAAUCAACCAGAAAACAACAACAACAACAACACCAGCAUCAACAGCAACAGCAACAGCAAAUGCAACAGUGGCAGCAAUCUCAAGGAACGCACUGCAAGCAAACCGAAGCUGGCACGCCGAGUGAGCUUUGAUCCGUUGGCACUGCUUCUGGAUGCCAGCCUGGAAGGUGAACUGGAGCUGGUGAAGAAGACGGCAAUGCAGGUGGCCAAUCCCAGUGCUGCCAACGAUGAAGGCAUCACAGCACUGCAUAAUGCCAUCUGUGCCGGACACUUUGACAUAGUCAAAUUCCUUGUACAGUUUGGCUGCGAUGUGAAUGCCCAGGAUUCGGAUGGCUGGACGCCGCUGCAUUGUGCCGCCAGCUGCAAUAAUCUCAAUAUGGUCAAAUUUCUUGUGGAGAGCGGCGCCUGUUUGUUUGCCUCAACGCUGUCUGAUCAUGAGACGCCCGCGGAGAAGUGCGAGGAGGAUGAGGAGGGCUUCGAUGGCUGCUCCGAGUACCUGUACAGCAUACAAGAGAAGCUGGGUAUUCUGCACAAUGGCGACGUCUAUGCCGUGUUCUCCUACGAGGCGCAGAACAGCGACGAGCUGAGCUUCCAUGUGAACGAGCCACUGAUCGUGUUGCGCAAGGGUGAUGACUCCGAGAACGAGUGGUGGUGGGCACGCAAUGCCACCGGCGACGAGGGCUACGUGCCACGGAAUCUACUCGGACUCUAUCCACGCGUGCCGCCGCAAUCGCCACAUUUCGGCGAUUAGCAGUUAAUACGCUUUACUAUAUUGAAGCGCAAGGCUGGGCGGCUUGUGCAGAAGCGCUAUAUAUCCAAGUAUAUCUGAACAGCGGAUUCCGAGCACGUGCACGGACAGCAGCGACACUGCAGCACCAAAUGGGCAUUUUAGUUAUGAGCUGGCAUUACUUAUCACGGCAGCCUCAUGUUUUUCUUUCCUGUUCACUUUUUGUUUUGUUCGAAAAAGCCACAUGAAGGAAACCAGGCGCACUCAAUAAAAUAUAUGUAUAUUAUUAUAUAUGCACACACACACAUAUAUACACACUUGCUAUAUGGCGCAACAUACGGCAAGUUGUGUAUGAUUGUGUGUCUGUUAGUUGCACGAGAGGCAAGCCAUGUUGAAAUGUGCAACAUUUGCCAACUUCAGCUAAAGCGCCAGCGGCACCAGCAAUUUAUCACAGAGGGACAUUAGCCAGCACUAGCCAUAAUUAGCUAGUGUCCUGGCAUCCUGGCAUCCUUGCAGCCUGCCACAAUAAAUUGGAUUUCACUUAAGCCCCGAGACCAACCCCUAGAUUAAGGCAUAGACUAAUAACUUAAGCAAUACACAUCCCACUUCCCACAUCCCACAUCACCCAAAACUGAACCUAAUUCCACAUCCAGCCCCAACAGCGCACCACAAAUUGCUUCAACUUUGUGCAUAAAUGAAAAGUGUUGCAAAUUGAAAACGAAAUUUUAGAUUAAAAUUCAAUGCAAUAUGCUAUGUACUUUGUGGUUGGAAAACCAGCUGUUAAUUGCCAGCAAAAAUGUAAGUUGCUACAAAUUAUAUAUUUAAUUCGAUAAUUGCAUUAAUUUACACACAUUUUACACACACAAAAACAAAUCGAAUGUGAUUUUUGUAUUGUAUAAAGCGAAAUGAAAAAAAAAGAAGAAAAACUUAAUAUUUAAUAAUCGUUAAUAUUGCAUAAUGUACAGUACUUACUACCUAUGUAUGACUAAAAAGCUGCUUCGUUAUCAAAUUACAAUUCUUA
Molecule: messenger RNA, 4703 nt
Organism: Drosophila grimshawi
Lineage: Eukaryota; Metazoa; Arthropoda; Insecta; Diptera; Drosophilidae
Gene: ASPP
Product: apoptosis-stimulating of p53 protein 2
Exons: 9
Coding region: 383-3706 (1107 amino acids)
Biological process (GO): regulation of apoptotic process
Cellular component (GO): nucleus
Molecular function (GO): p53 binding
Source: RefSeq, a predicted model, not a curated record